Cinclus cinclus is the source of this 1299-nucleotide messenger RNA. It is a transcript of the gene QRFPR, whose product is annotated as pyroglutamylated RFamide peptide receptor. The coding region runs from base 1 to 1299 and encodes 432 amino acids. Gene Ontology annotation, cellular component: membrane. The transcript has 6 exons. Gene Ontology annotation, molecular function: neuropeptide Y receptor activity. The record is from RefSeq and is a predicted model, not a curated record. Gene Ontology annotation, biological process: G protein-coupled receptor signaling pathway. Lineage: Eukaryota; Metazoa; Chordata; Aves; Passeriformes; Cinclidae.
AUGCGGUCCCUGAACAUCACCCCGGAGCAGUUCGCGCAGCUCCUCCGGGACAACAACGUGACACGGGAGCAGUUCAUUGCUCUCUACGGUCUGCAGCCGCUGGUGUACAUCCCGGAGCUGCCGGGGCGCACCAAGGUGGCCUUCGUCCUCAUCUGCGUUCUCAUCUUCGCCCUGGCGCUCUUCGGCAACUGCCUGGUGCUCUACGUGGUGACCCGCAGCAAAGCCAUGAGGACCGUCACCAACAUCUUCAUCUGUUCCCUGGCGCUCAGCGACCUCUUCAUCGCCUUCUUCUGCGUGCCCUUCACCAUGCUGCAGAACAUCUCCUCCAACUGGCUCGGCGGUGCCUUUGCUUGCAAGAUGGUGCCAUUUGUUCAGUCCACUGCUAUCGUAACUGAGAUUCUUACCAUGACCUGCAUUGCUGUGGAAAGACACCAGGGAAUUGUGCAUCCACUAAAAAUGAAGUGGCAGUACACCAAUAAAAGAGCCUUCACAAUGCUUGGCAUAGUCUGGUUGCUGGCUCUUAUUGUUGGGUCACCCAUGUGGUACGUGCAACGGCUUGAGGUUAAAUAUGACUUUCUGUAUGAAAAAGUGCAUGUUUGUUGCUUGGAAGAAUGGGCCAGUCCCAUUUAUCAGAAGAUCUAUACAACCUUUAUUCUUGUUAUACUCUUCCUUCUUCCACUGAUGCUGAUGCUUUUUUUGUACACUAAAAUUGGCUAUGAACUCUGGAUUAAGAAACGAGUGGGAGACUCUUCAGUUCUUCAAACCAUUCAUGGGAGCGAAAUGUCUAAAAUAGCAAGGAAGAAGAAGCGAGCAAUUGUUAUGAUGGUGACAGUGGUGUUUCUCUUUGCAGUCUGUUGGGCCCCUUUCCACGUGAUUCACAUGAUGAUGGAAUACAGUAAUUUUGAGAAGGAGUAUGAUGAUGUGACAGUCAAAAUGAUCUUUGCAAUUGUCCAGAUCAUAGGGUUCUUCAAUUCUAUUUGCAACCCUAUUGUGUAUGCUUUCAUGAAUGAGAACUUCAAGAAAAAUUUUCUGUCUGCCCUCUGCUUCUGCAUUGUGAAAGACAACACAUCCCCAGGCAGGCAGCUUGGAAAUUCAGGAAUUACCAUGAGGAGACAAAAGCCAAGUGCAUCUCAGAGAGAUCCCAUGGAUUCAGAUGAAGGCAGGAGGGAGGCGUUCAGUGAUGGCAACAUCGAGGUCAAGUUCUGUGAUCAGCCAGCUUCCAAAAGGAAUUUGAGGAGGCACCUGGUCCUGUUCAGCUCUGAGCUUACUGUGCACUCUGCAGUAGGAAAUGGACAGUAG